Triplophysa dalaica is the source of this 1660-nucleotide messenger RNA. Its product is annotated as endonuclease domain-containing 1 protein-like. The transcript is spliced from 2 exons. Gene Ontology annotation, molecular function: hydrolase activity; nucleic acid binding; metal ion binding. The record is from RefSeq and is a predicted model, not a curated record. Bases 75 to 911 code for a protein of 278 amino acids. NCBI's taxonomy places the organism in Eukaryota, Metazoa, Chordata, Actinopteri, Cypriniformes, Nemacheilidae.
CGAGGUUGUUAGCAUCUCACAACAUUUGUCGUUUUUAAUUUUGGUGUUUGAGUUUAGCACUAACACGGUUGAGAAUGCAUCUGUUUGUUGCGAGUGUCGUCUGCGUGGUGCUGGCGCUGAGUUUUCCAGGCAUCGUCUCCAGACUUGAAGACAACUUCACUUACUGCAGUGAGUUCUUUUUUAAGGGAGAGCCUCCACUUAUUUCUGGCAUUCUGGAGAUUUCAGAGCCACAGAAUAAUAAUUUAAAAGUAAUCUGCCAAAAAUACAAGGACAAGAACAGGUAUGCGACACUUUACGACACAGAGAUGAAGAUUCCACUUUUUUCUGCGUACAAAUACACCGGGACCAAUGAGUUCACGAAACCAGAAAUCCCUUGGAUGAUUGAGAUGCAGCUUGAACCUUCAGGUGCUCAAAUGUGUGCGCCAUUUGCCAAACAGGCUAGAUAUAAAGACUACAGGGUAAUAGACACAGUCUACAGACCCAGUGCUUUAUUUCCUAUGAAACACACAGAUGAAAACGAAACGGCUGAAUCUACAUUUACACUGACCAACAGUGUGCCACAGAAUACCUGCUUCAAGGAAGGGAUUUGGACUGAUGUGGAAAAUGCAGUGAUGGGAAACAUGGAUAACUACUGUCUAGAUAACAAUAACAAGACGGUUGCCUAUGUGCUGACCGGAGCCGUACCUGGUGACAAAAACUUGAGCUCAGUGAACAUUCCCUCACAUAUGUGGACGGCAUUUUGCUGCUAUAACAGAGCAACAACAUCAUGCGUCUCUCAGACUUACUGGACUGAAAACAUAAGUAAUAAUAGUGUGGCCAACAUCACGCUUAGAAGCCUGAAGGAACUACAGAUAUUCCUGAACGAAACAUUGGGGAGGAAAGUGGAACUGUUUAACAACAACUGUGUGUAAAUAGCGUUCUUCACUUGGUGCAGUGCAGAUGAGUUGGUUGUUGAUUUACUUCAGUUUUCAUCUAAAUCACUUUUACAAUCAUAGAGCUUUUCUAGAAAAAACUGAUAAGCUCGAAUAUUUAUUAGAACAAAAAUGAAAUAAACGUUAAGUAUGUCUAUAAUAUGUCUAUAAUAAUGCUUGCAAAUGCUUGGAUAUUUAUCCAAAGUGACUUACAAGAAUUAGGAAACAAUGAUGCGAUAUAUUAUAGUCGGGCAAUUAUAUGGGCGUAUUAGAAUAUUGUAAACUUUAUCUGUGUUGGCCAAACUAAUCUUUACACAUGGUUUGUACACUUUAGAUCCUCACACUUACCUCUCACAAUCUGAGAUAGGACAAUGUUAAGUUUGAAUGAUGCUGGGACAUGCUGAGUCCAAUUCCAAAUUACUGGAACACUGUAAAUAUGGACCGGACCUUAUUUGCUUCCCAGUCUUAGGGAUCUUUUCUGAUCUCUCUAUGUUGUUAAAUAGUAAAUUCAUUUAAAAUGUUAAUCCAUAAUUUAUUUAAAUUGAUUGUUCCACAAAAUAUUUACAAUUAAAUUAAUACUCUACAGUGUUGAGUGUAACUAGUUACUAAGUAAUUAUUCCCCUUGAAAAAGUAAAGUAAGGGAUUACUCUAAUCGUUCCUGUAAUUUAAUUACCAAUACUUCUGAUGUAAUUAAACUAAUUACUUUGUGUAAUAUGUGUUUGCAAUAGUGGAACAGAUAUCAAAUCUCA